UAUAUAAUGAAUCCUUCUAAUCUUUGCUCUCAUCGCCUCGGACGCGAGAAAGAGAGGGAGAAUUAAAUAGGAUCGGGAAGAAUGGCCGCAGUUGGAGGUGAGGACAACAGCGCCGUUAAUGGCGGCGAGUGCCACGAUCUCAAGUCGCUGCUCGCCGGCGAUGAGAGGGAUUUCCUCGUCCGUAACAAUGGCGAUCAGGUGAGGAUCGCAAAUCUUGAAGGGAAAACUAUCGGUCUCUACUUCUCAGCCUCUUGGUGCCCACCUUGUAGGCGCUUCACCCCACAGCUGAUUGAAACCUAUGGUGAGCUCUCCUCAGAGGGGAAGGGCCUUGAGGUUGUCUUUGUGUCAGGUGACAGGGAUGAGGAUUCAUUUAAUGGUUACUUCUCAAAGAUGCCAUGGCUAGCCAUUCCAUUCUCUGACUCUAAGGCCCGUGAUCAACUUAACAAGCUUUUUAAGGUGAGGGGCAUACCCCACCUUGUCAUCCUUGAUGCAAGAGGGGAGGUAGUUAAUGAAGAGGGUGUCGAGGCCAACUCUGAAGGAAAGGGGAGAGAGCUUUGAAGUUGUGUUGGUGUCCUUGGAUGAUGAAGAGUCAUCAUUCAAAGAAGGCUUUGCGAGCAUGCCAUGGCUUGCUAUCCCUUUCGAGGACAAGAGCCGCGAGAGGCUUGUUCGCUACUUCGAACUCGAGACAGCACCAACUUUGGUUGUUCUUGGCCCUGACGGGAAGACUUUGCAUACAAAUAUUGCUGAGCUUGUGGAAGAGCACGGGGAGGAAGCGUGGGAGGGAUUCCCAUUUUCUCAGGACAAACUGGAUCUGCUUGCAGAGAAGGCAAAAGCAAAAUUGGAAGCACAGACACUGGAGUCCCUUCUGGUUUCUGGGGAGAUAGAUUAUGUCAUUGGCAAAGAUGGUGUCCAGGUUCCAGUAUCGGAGCUCAAUGGGAAGACAAUUCUCCUCUACUUCUCAGCACGGUGGUGCGGCCCCUGCCGCGCCUUCCUACCUAAACUCAUAGAGGAAUACAAGAAGAUCAAGGACAAGGACAGCGCCUUUGAGGUGGUCUUCAUCUCCGAUGAUGAAGACCAAAAUUCUUUUGAGGACUUCUUCUCAGGCAUGCCUUGGCUGGCACUCCCCUUCGGGGAUGUGCGAAAGAAGUCAUUGAGCCGCCUUUUCAAAAUACGCGGAAUCCCUUCUCUUGUUGCCAUUGGACCUACUGGAAAGACAGUCACUACGGAUGCGAAACUCCUCUUGUUGAUCCAUGGAGCUGAUGCCUAUCCGUUCACAGAGGAGAGGAUCAAGGAGUUGGUGGAGAACAAGGAGAAAACUGGUGAAGAGCAGGAAGAGACCAAGGAAGGAUACGUAUGUGAUGGGGAUGUUUGCCGCAAAGCCUAGAGCUGCUGAUGUUUGUGAUGAAGUAAGAUGGCCAUGCUUUGGCUUCCUUCUACUUGCAUUGUGUGUUUGCAGUGUUUUCAGUGGAAUAAGAAGACAAUGAUUAUAUGAAAAUUGCAGUUUGGUUGGACCUUGGCUCUAUUA
This is a messenger RNA of Elaeis guineensis (African oil palm), 1525 nucleotides long. The record is from RefSeq and is a predicted model, not a curated record. NCBI's taxonomy places the organism in Eukaryota, Viridiplantae, Streptophyta, Magnoliopsida, Arecales, Arecaceae.